AGCAGGAAGAGGCCGUGUGUAAGGGCUGGAACGCAUUGGGAAGCAUGGGAGGUGUGCUGCUGCUGCUGUAGGAAGAUUUGCAGGACUUUGGAUAAGUAAAAUGCCUCCACCCAGAACUAAAACCAGCUUGGGUAGAUCAGCAGCAGCUAGCGGAAAGAGGAAAUCCCCAAAGCAGGCGUUUCCAAAAAGGGAAGAACAUGUGCUCCAGUCCUCAAUUUAUCACUCCUUUACAUCACAAGAAACUGAGAUAAUCCGAGAUAAACUCCUUGCUUGGUAUGACAAGUCCAAAAGAGAUUUGCCAUGGAGGACAAUGGCUUGCACAGAACCUGAUUUGGAUCGAAAGGCUUAUGCGGUGUGGGUUUCAGAGGUGAUGCUUCAACAGACCCAAGUUGCUACUGUAAUUGACUAUUACAACAAGUGGAUGAAGGUAUGGCCAACAAUGGAGGAUCUUGCCCGUUCAUCUCUAGAGGAAGUUAAUGAGAUGUGGUCAGGCCUGGGCUAUUAUUCUCGGGGAAGGAGACUACAGGAAGGAGCAAAGAAGGUUGUUUUAGAAUUGGGAGGAUCAAUGCCUCGGAGUGCUGAUGAGCUACAGAAACUCUUGCCUGGAGUGGGUAGAUACACUGCAGGAGCUAUAGCAUCUAUUUCCUAUGGGCAGGUAACUGGUGUUGUAGAUGGAAAUGUGAUCAGGGUAUUAAGCCGUCUGCGAUGCAUUGGAGCAGAUUCCAGCACCCUAGCAGUCUCUGAUAAACUUUGGAACCUUGCAAAUGCUCUUGUGGAUCCAGACAGACCAGGAGAUUUCAACCAGGGUAUGAUGGAACUGGGUGCUACUGUGUGCACCCCAAAAAAACCUCUGUGUACUGCGUGCCCAUUGCAAGGACAAUGCAAAGCAUACUUAAAGGUAAUAGCAGAAAAAGAGUCAGCUGUCAAAACACUUAUUAAAAAACAAGCUUCCCCCAUUGCUAAAGAUGUUGGAGACAUAGAGGAUUGUGAUCUUGGACCUGGCUUAUGUGCCUUAUGUGUUCCAACUUCUGAUCCAUGGGACAGCUCCCUGGGAGUGGCAAACUUUCCUCGUAAAUCUGCUAAGAAGCCUUCACGGAUGGAGCAAACUGCGAUAUGUGUGUGGGAAAAGUGUGGAGACCAUGGAGAGCUGGAAUAUUUGAUAGUUCAGCGACCCAGUUCAGGGCUUCUUGCUGGCUUGUGGGAGUUUCCCAGUAUUCUCUUGGACGAGAAGUUUACUGAGCAGAAUCGACAGCAUUCUUUACUUGGGCUGCUUCAAGACUUGUCAGGUCAUGCUGUCCCUUUGCAAAAGCUACAGUAUAAAGGAGAGGUGGUCCACAUAUUCUCCCAUAUUCACCAGACAUAUGUGGUGUAUUUUCUGUCACUAAACACAACUGAAAACUGUUCUGUGAAAACAGAAGAAACAGAGCGUCCGUUGACUCGCUGGGUCACCAAGAAAGAGUUUCUGAAUUCAGCUGUACCCACUGCCAUGAAAAAGAUUAUGAAACUAUGCGAGAGUCACGGUUCUAGCUGCACUGCUGUUAACACGUCUAAAAAACGGAAAGGUGACCUAGCUAAAGUCCAGCUACCAUCUGGAAGAAUCAAAACUGAAAAGGGAAAACAGCAAUCUAUACAGAGCUUCUUCAAGCUAGCCACAGAAAAAUAAACUGACACUAGGACUUCUAUAACACAGUAACCUAAUGUAUAAGCACAUUACGAAUGCCAGUUGCCAUUUCUAUACUUUCUAGUGUCCACCAAAAUGCCUUUUCCUAAACUCUCACCCAGCCUAAAGAGAAUGGGAGUUUCAAAGUAGGACCCAUUUUAUUGUGGCCAACUGCAGUUUGUCAGCUAGAAUGCAGCUAGAAAUCCCGCCUCACGAUUGCCUGCCAUAGCAAUGAUUAGCAGCUGCUGCCUCCCAAGCUACUAAAAGCAAAGGAAGACAAAUUGUCCAAAACUGCCAUGUUUGCCAAUUUAAUUCUCAUUAUUUUAGCAGAAACCAUGGCUUUGACCCUUUCCCUGCCAGUUACCUUUGAUUUUACCACUCCACAUUUUGCUAGACAACAAAACUCCAUUGAUGAAAGAAGAACCCAGAAAAAUGGGAUCUACUGGCAGUCAGGUACUUGAUAGGUGGUGACUAGAUUUUACAAUAAGUAGCAGAUACAUAAUAAAAAGAUGAAAAGCUUUUAUGUCAUUAACAUUAUUGGUAUUUUGAUAUUUUUGUUACUUGUGUUGAUUUUUCUAAUAUCGCAGCUUUAAUGCCAUGUCAAAUCACAAACAUUUUUAAAGUUUUGUAAUACUUUUCUGCAAAUGUGUAGCAUAGUGUAACAUUUAGGAGUUAAAGGAAAACUAUACCCCCAGAAGAAUACUUAACCAACAGUUUAUAGUAUGUUAAGUGACCUAUUGAAAAAUUUAGCCAAACUGGAAUAUAUAUAUCUGUAAAUAUUGUCCUUUUACAUCCUUCCCUUAAUCCAGCAUUUAGUGAUGGGCUGUGUGCUCCCUCAGAGAUCACAUGGCCAGAAAUAAUGCAGCUCUAACUGUAACAGGAAGAAGUAUGGAAGCAGAAGACAGGCUUGUUUGUGUGCACUGUGAAUCCUAUGAUCCCAGGAGGAGGCACUUAAUUCUUAAAAUUACAGUUUUCUAUUUAGGAUUACCCAAUAACACAUACUACUAAAAAUGUUUAUUUUUAUGAAAAUGGUUUAUUUAGAUGAAGCAGGGUUUUACAUAUGAGCUUGUCUAUGCAAUAUAUCUUUAAAGAGACCUACAUUGUUUGGGGGGGGUAUUGUUUGAAAAAAGCAAUGUAUAACAGCUGUUGAGUGCUGCUGCCUUUUGCAGAGCAUUUUUAACCACUUUGCAGACCUUUCCUGAUCAUGAUCAAUAAAACACACAGACCAAAGUAGUUUAGAUAUAGCCAUUUAUUUUUAGCGGACAGCAUUUACAUCUUUAUAAAUAUAACCUUUUCCGUUUGAAAGAGGUCUCUGCAGAAAAUCUGUAGAACAUGCCUUUAAGCUACAUAAGUGAAGCAUAGAGUUUGGUGAAAAUGAGUGCUACUACCAAAGAAAUUGGAAAUAUACUACAGUGACGGAGUUGGCCUUUAGCCCCAAAUAAACACGAUUUAUUUUCAUAGCCUAAUGGCAUAGGGAUGCUGUUCUGAUUUCUAUGCCACAUAAAAUAAAGCAGCCAGUGUUUUUUAAAAGUUUUUUUUUUUUUUACUUCUACUGGCAUGUCUGCAUUUUAAGGCAGUAUAUUGCAUAUAUGCAGCCAUAAUUGGGAAAGCCACACCAGAGGUGCUAUCCUACGUAGCUUAGGGUUUGCUGAUUACAUUUGUGUUGGUCCCUUGGACCGACUCGGCAGCUUAUCUGCCCGUGAAGGGGCAGAAACGAGCGGGCUGGCCGACCGAUAUCUGGCCUGAAGCUUGGCGAUCUUACCGUGUAUGGGGACCUUUAGUUUCCAAUUAAUGUUCUAAUAUUAACAUGUAGCUUCAAGCUGUACCUGAGGCUUUCUUUGCAUAUCCAUUAUGUAUUAUCUGUUGCCUAUUUGUUAUGCAAGUUUUUAGCAGUAAACUUUUGCUGAACUAUAAAUAUCAGCAGGUCACACAAUCCUGAGAGACAGUUCUGCAACUGAUGGGAAGAUUGGUUGCUCAUUCAACCAGUAAUGCUGUGUAUUUAUCAGAACAUGAAAAUAUUUUCUAUUUUGUAAAUUGCGGCAGACAUUUUAUGCCAGGUACAGGUAUGGGACCCAUUAUCCAGAAUGCUUGGGACCUUUUCCGUAACUUAGAUCUCCUACCUUGUCUAUUAAAAAAAUAAUUUAAACAUUAAAUAAACCCAAUAGGAUUGUUUUGGCUCUAAUAAGAAUUAACUAUAUCUUAGUUGGGAACAACAGAGAAAAAGGAAAUCAUUUUCAAAAAUGUGAAUUAUUUGAUUAAAAUGGAGUCUAUGGGAGAUGGCCUUUCUGUAAUUCGGAACUUUCUGGAUAACGGGUUUCCGGGUUAAGGGGUCCAAUACACCUGUACUGUCAAAUGACUUACAAAGUGAACUACCUCUCCUAGAAAAGCUUUAGUCAUGCAUUUUAUUCCAUGUGCUAUCAUACUUUUGUAGACUGUAUACAGAAAGCUUAAUAUUUUUAUACAUUUUUAUGUGAAAUAAAAUUUUAUAUUUGAAA
Messenger RNA from Xenopus tropicalis (tropical clawed frog), 4155 nucleotides. It is a transcript of the gene mutyh, whose product is annotated as mutY DNA glycosylase. NCBI's taxonomy places the organism in Eukaryota, Metazoa, Chordata, Amphibia, Anura, Pipidae. The record is from RefSeq and is marked validated. Gene Ontology annotation, biological process: response to stress; base-excision repair; DNA repair. Gene Ontology annotation, cellular component: mitochondrion; nucleus. Gene Ontology annotation, molecular function: purine-specific mismatch base pair DNA N-glycosylase activity; hydrolase activity, acting on glycosyl bonds; catalytic activity.